GGUGACAGAGCAGGAGCCCGCAGCCUCCGGAGCAGCAGCAGCGGCGGCGGCGGGAUCCGGCUGUGGUUGUGCCGCCGCUGAGGAUGCGAUGCCCGGGGAGAGAUGAGAGUGCGAGCGGCGGACAGGGAUCCCGGUUCCGGGGCCGGCAGUGGCAGUGCUGCCGUUAGCCUGGUGCACGGGCUGUGUGCUGCCGUCUGUGCUGCCGCUUACUGCACCGGGCUCAGCGGGGAGCUGGUACAUGACGAUGUCUGGGCGAUAGUCAACAACCCGGACCUGAGAGCCGGAGCCCCGCUCACUCACAUCUUCUACAAUGACUUCUGGGGCAAGAGCAUGGGGGACAACAGCAGUCACAAAUCCUACCGACCCCUCUGCAUCCUCACCUUCAAGUUGAACAUCCUGCUGGGUGGCAUGACUCCAUUGUACUUCCAUGUGGUCAAUCUAAGCUUGCACUGCACCGUGACCUCAUUGUUGUUCUACACGUGUGACAAGGCUGUGUUCCGAGACCGUCGCCAGGCGUUCUUAGCAGCCGUUCUCUUCGCCGUACACCCUGUUCAUACCGAAGCUGUGACGGGCAUUGUGGGGCGAGCAGAUGUAUUAGCUUGUGUCCUCUUCCUAUUGGCUUUUCUCUCCUAUCUUCGGAGCGUGAAUAGUACCUGCAUUGGGAAAUGCUUUCCUCCGACCAGUUCUCCAUUCUUCCUGUUGCUAAGCCUGUUCCUCGGUACCUGUGCGAUGUUGGUUAAAGAGACAGGCAUCACUGUCUUUGGAGUGUGUCUUAUCUACGACCUUCUUGUUCUGUGCUCGAACAGACUUCCGAUAAACCUAUCAGCUGACAGGAUCGGAGGACUGCUAAAAUUGUCUGCACCGUACCUGAAGAGAGCUGGUUUUGUAACUGUGUAUGUUCUCCUCAUCCUGUUUUUCCGUGUGUGGAUCAUGGCAGGCUCCAUGCCGAACUUCUCAGAGCAAGAUAACCCAGCUUCGUUCUCCCCUUACUUCCUCACUAGGUUUCUCACAUACUCCUAUCUGCUGUCCUUCAAUGCUUGGCUUCUGUUAGCACCGAUGACCCUCUGCUAUGACUGGCAAGUAGGGAGCAUCCCAUUGGUGGAGUCUUUGUGGGACGUGAGGAAUGUGGCAACUGCAGUGUUUGGUCUUGGCAUGCUUCUGUUGACUUGGAACUGCCUACUUUCUGUACAGAAACUGAAGCACAGAGAAGUAUUAGUGGGCCUGCUAUUCCUGGUCUUCCCAUUCAUCCCUGCCAGCAACCUCUUUUUCAGAGUGGGCUUUGUGGUGGCAGAGCGGGUGCUGUACAUGCCCAGUAUGGGAUACUGCAUCCUGGUCGUCCAUGGCUUGAAUCGAUUGUGUGGCAUUCUCAGUAAAUGGGGAGCUACAGUUCUCACGGUAACCAUGUUGCUUGUAGUAGGACUGUUCUUCUGGAAGACCCUGAAACAGAAUGAGGUGUGGCUAUCCAGGGAAUCUCUGUUCAGAUCUGGAGUUCAGACGUUGCCCCUUAAUGCCAAGGUGCACUAUAACUAUGCCAACUUCCUGAAAGAUUACGGUCGCCAUGACGAAGCUGUUUACCAUUAUAAAACAGCUUUGAGGUUGUACCCACGUCAUGCCAGUGCACUCAACAAUCUUGGCACAUUGACCAAGGACGUGUCUGAGGCAGAGGUCCACUACAGAGAGGCCUUAAAACUGAACCCUCAGCAUAACCGUGCGCUGUUCAAUCUGGGGAACCUGUUGAAAUCCCAGAAGAAACUAGUCGAGGCUGAGCAGUUACUGCGUGACUCUAUCUGGUUUGGCUCCCAGUUUGCAGAUGCCUACUCCAGCCUUGCAGCUCUAUUGGCUGAGCAGGAACGAUUCGAAGAAGCUGAUGAUAUAUAUGUGCGUGGUAUCGAAAACUGUCCUGAGAACUCAGACCUACACAACAACUAUGGAGUCUUCUUAGUUGACCAAGGGAAUGGGAGUGGAGCUUCAGGUCAUUACCUGCAAGCCAUUCGGCUAAAUCCCAAACACUAUGUUGCCAUGGUGAACCUCGGUCGUCUGCUGCGUUCGGCCAAUAGGAACAAGGAGGCUGAGACGUGGUACAAACGAGCACUAGGGAUCACCAGAACUGUGGAUGUUCUGUCUCCUCUCGGGGCCCUGUACUACAACACAGGCAGGUACGAAGAAGCUCUGCUUAUCUACAAGGAGGCAAUUACAAUGCAGCCCACAAACAGCGAACUAAAACUGGCAGUGGCCCAGGUUCUCUCUGUGGCCGGCCGGGCCAAAGAAGCUGAGAGACUCAUCAACCAAGUAGUGAGUGAAAGGCAUGACUGCCUCGAGUGUCAGCGCCUCUUGUCUGUAAUCUACAGUAAAAUGGGAAACCUGAAGGAGGCACUUGAUGCUUGCAAAAGAGCCUUGCAAAUGGAGCCCAAAGAUCCAAAAAUCCUUGCCGAACUUUAUUUUUCAGAAGGGAAUCUUUUGAGGGAGCUGAAUCAGCUGGAUGUGGCAUUUGAGAGCUAUAAGCAGGCAGUAGAGCUGAGCCCAGAACUGUCGCAAGCUUGGAUGAACAUGGGAGGGAUCAGGCACAUAAAGGGUGACUACAAAGCAGCUCGUGAGUACUAUGAGAAAGCACUGGAGCUUGUGCCAAAUAGCAAGAUUCUGCGGGAGAACCUCAGUAAACUGGACCGCCUGGAGAAGAAGUUACAAGGACAAAGGAGGGAUGAGCAGAGCCCUCAGGAAGCUAGCACAAGGUGACGGAUAAAUGGCCUGCUCUCGACCAUGACGUCAUACAGAAAGAAGGGGAAGGACUUUGAAUUUCAUAUGGUCCUAAAUGACGGAAGCAACAAAGGGAUCUUUCUGCUGUGAAGUAAACCAAGAGACAUUGAUUUUGUGUGUGAUUUUACAGCUGUAAGCUCAUCUGAGCUCAAAGCAAUGUUUAUCGCCUUUGAGGAUUGAAGCUUCUCUGACAUUCAUUUAUUCAACUUCAUCCUUUAUUAGGUACAGCCUCAGGUGAUGAAGCAGCCAUCGCUGUGUCUAAGAAAUUUGCAGCCCCUACCAUUCACUUCAGCCCUUCCUGCAGUGAUUGGCUGUUAUUUGCAUGGGGUGAGUUGUGACAAAACAUAAUUUAUCCAUCCCAAUGCAUACCAAAAAAAAAACACACUUCUGGAACAGAAAUAAAUACUCAGAAACUAAUCACAGUGAAGGUUUGAACAGCAAGGCUCUUCACUCCAGCCUGUAUUAAAAGCAAGCUGUUCAAGAAAGUGUAACUUUCUCUCCUUGUCCAGGCUAACCUUACAUGGUAUUGCGAGUGUAUAAUAGCGCAUUCUAUAUUGAAGUUUGUCAGGAGCAAAACCUCCCUCCCAAGUCAUUCAGUGCACAUCCCAAUGUUUGAGUGUUUAUCCUCUGAAGUUUAAGAUUAUUUCUUUUCCUGGUAAGUCACCCAAGUGGGAAUGUUAAAAGUAAGAUUUCAUUGUUGAAUACUGAGGCAGAAAUCAAACUGAAAGGAAGGUGUUCCAUUUUGAGUGAUGACUUUGAGACUCGAAGCAUCUGCUCCCUGUUCAGGCUGAGCACCGAUUUUACCUAGAGUUGAGAUCUUCCCCAGCGCUCAAGAGUCACAUGAGGAUUGAGAGCUCUCCAAUUUGCAGAGCACACUGAGCUCACUCAUUGGGCACAAGGAGAUCAAUUUCAGAUCGAUGGCAGGAACAGGAGGGUGUCCCACUUCCAGGAGUAAACCCAGGAAUCAUUGAGGAGGUGAUUAAAAGAUGUGAUGGAGGAACCGUAGGGUCUUUCUAGAUGAGUAAGCACCAACUGAAGAGCUCUCCUGACCUGUGUGUCUUGCAAAGAAUUGGGCCAUUUAACUUGCUGUUUGAAGUUUUGAGACUCGGGUAAAGAAAUGCUAAUUGGUAUUUUAAAGAUUUAUGACGUCAAUGGGUUAAAUUUCCUUGCAUGUAUUUAAAACAAAGCAGGGAAAGUAUUUCUCUUUGGCACAGUGCAAGGCCAGUGUCUAGAGCUAGCUUAUACAUUCCUUAUUGCUUUCUGUUGAACCCAGCUAGCAGUGGGGAUAGGACUGGGUGUCGUCUCACUGCCCCUGCUGGACUAACAGCUAAUUAAUCCUUAUCCCAUGAUUAAUGCCCACUGGGCAGAAUUGCUGGAAGGUGCCAGUAGGACCCUGUCCAGGGAAGUUGCCAACAUCUCCAAGUGGGAAGUGAAGAAAAUGAGCAGGAAUUGUUUUUUAAGAAUUGGUGGGGGAAGAGAUUGCAAACUCAAAUACGCUUCAUUUAGACCACAUUUUGAAAGUCCUGUCUGCAAAGAGUGUUUAUCUCCACAUGUCUAGAUGCUGAUGCAUCAGCCAUGUUGCACCAUAAUUUCAACGGCAACAAUCUAUGAUUGACCCCUUUAAAAUAGGUUUGUUCUUUCUCAUCAUUGUCACUGAACAUACUGGCACAGUAUUGUCACUCCCCCACAUUGGCACUGCAGAUGUCUUGCUCUGAUUAAUACCCAAGGAGGAUCUUCUCAACCUUGCUGGCUCCCUUUUCAUCCCUGUAGUCUUCCAGCAUCCCUUGGCUUGGCCUCCUGUAUGCACCAGCCUAUUUCCCCCUCAUGGGUGCAGCUCUCACUUAACCCCCCUACACAGACCUCCCACUUUAUUGUACAAAUCCACUGGAGUCAUAAGCAUGACUUGAAAUCCUAAUGUGGUGAUUAAUCAGCGAUUGACACGUUAAUUGUUCGGUGGGUAAACAAGCGACGAUUAUGGGGUCAUGUAGGAUUUGAAAUUUUAUUAAUACUCAAAUGUUGUGACCAAUGAUUCUACCAUUUAAACUGCAGUUCUACUGCAAACAUGUUUUUAAGUAUCUCUAUUUUUACAUAGAAUCUAUAAUUUAUUUAUGAAUAUUAAGUAUUAAAGCUAUAAUAUAUGUCAUUAUUGCUAUAUGUGUAGAAGAUGAUGAGGUGUUGGUGUGCAUUGUAUACAUUAUAUAUGCACUGAGCCUGUUGAUUUUAAGUGCAAACAUUUCUUUAUAAAAUUUAAAUGUGAAGAGGCACAUAGUUUGGGACUAUAAUGGUGCUUCAGUUCUGAAGAAGAGUCAUAUCUGACUUGAAGCAUGAAGUCUGUUUCUCUCUCCACAGACACUGCCAGACUUGCUGAGUUUGUCCAGCAGUUUCUGUUUGUUUCAGAUUUCCAACGUCCACAUUGUUUUGUUUUUACUUUUGUGUUUUUUAGUGAAGGCAAAGCUAAGCAAUUCGAGAUAGGAUUGGAAAGUAGAAUUGAUAUUGACGUUCUGCCAACGUGAAGCAGGAUCUCGUGAUUGCAUGGCUAACUUCAGUUCUAUUUCUUAUGUUCAUUUUAAUUGAACUUAUUCCUCUAUUCAGUCUCUUGCCCACAUUCCAUUGUUUAAUCUCCAGACUCUAUCUCAAUGGACUCUGUUCUACUGUACAAAACUGGACCCGAUCUCACUGGUGACUACAAUUUACUGACUGAUUUAUUGAUAAUGCUGCCAGGUUUCAAAGAGACUGGUGAUUGCACAAGUCACUGCAAAUGAUCUAUUUUGACAUUGGUGGGUUUUUCUAUAAAGCUAUGUUUAUUCCAUUUCUUUAAUUUACAAAGUGUUUGCAUUUAAGCUCGUAAAUGUCCGAUGUACCAUGAACAAUGAAACUGUUCAUUUGUCUGUCUACUCUCAUUCUGUGUAGAUAUGAAUGAAGGAUAAUUUGAGUACAGAAGUUCUCACUUGAUGUACUAUAAAGGCUCACCAUUAGGCACCAA
Molecule: messenger RNA, 5737 nt
Organism: Hemiscyllium ocellatum (epaulette shark)
Lineage: Eukaryota; Metazoa; Chordata; Chondrichthyes; Orectolobiformes; Hemiscylliidae
Gene: tmtc1
Product: transmembrane O-mannosyltransferase targeting cadherins 1
Exons: 19
Coding region: 103-2733 (876 amino acids)
Biological process (GO): protein O-linked glycosylation via mannose; RNA processing
Molecular function (GO): protein binding; mannosyltransferase activity
Source: RefSeq, a predicted model, not a curated record